AGAGUGAGUUCAUAAAACUAGAGAGUUGUAUAUAAUACAAAGCAAGGAAACAAGAAGAGAGGAGAAGAAGAAGAGGAAAAUGGCUGCCUUAUCAGAAAACGAGGCUAAAGCUUAUCUCGACGCAAGGCCUAGAUAUCCCAUCGAUUGGUACAAGAAGAUUGCCGCACGGACACAGGACCACAAGCUUGCUUGGGAUGUCGGAACUGGUAACGGUCAGGCUGCUAUUGGGCUUGUGGAGCAUUACGAGAAUGUUGUGGCUACCGAUAUAAACGAAGCACAACUCAAACGAGCAAUCAAACACUCAAGAAUCAGUUACCAUCACACUCCAAUAACGAUGUCAGAAGAUGAGAUGGUGGCUCUAAUCGGGGGAGAAAACUCUGUGGAUCUCAUAGUUGCUGCGCAAGCUGUCCAUUUCUUCGACCUCACCACAUUUUACAACGUAGCAAAACGUGUUCUUCGCAAAGAAGGAGGCCUAAUUGCCGUUUGGGUAUACAACGAUAUCGUUAUCUCGCCCGAGAUCGAUCCCAUAAUGAAGCGUCUUGUGGACUCUACUCUACCUUUUAGAACUCCUAUUAUGAAUUUGGCAUCUGACGGUUAUAAAACGUUGAUGUUUCCAUUUGAGAGCAUAGGGAUGGGGUCCGAAGGAAAGCCUAUAACUCUAGACAUCCCGCAUAAACUCUCGCUUAAAGGCUUUAUAGGGUUCUUGAGAUCGUGGCAGCCCGCGAUGAAGGCCAAGGAGAAAGGUGUAGAGCUUAUAAAUGAAGAUCUAAUGACCAAGUUUGAGGAGGCUUGGGGUGAUGAAAACCAAGUUAAAGAUGUUUUCUACAAGGCUCAUAUGAUUGUUGGAAAAAUUCCGGAAGUGAAAUGCGAAUCUGAUCAAGUACUGUCCGAAGAUAGUAAAAAAGAUCUCUUGCUGCCAACGGAGGUUGGAAGAAAACAAGAAAGACGACAACCAUCCGAUGAAGGAAACAUACGAAGUAAGAAACAAAAUACUAGUGAAGAUGAGGCAUAAAAAGAUGAAUCAUAUCAGUUAUCCGAUAUUAAAGCACUCAACGCCGUUGGUUAUUGUACAACGCCUGAACUAUAAUAAGUACGUGGUCGUACUAAAUAAUGCAGCUCAUGUCGAGUAUGUCAAAAAUAAAUGGAAUUGGAAGUCUGAAAUUAAGAAUAUAUGAAGUUGUGAGAAUUCAAGCGUCAUAUAUACCACUCAGCUAUUUUGGA
This is a messenger RNA of Camelina sativa (false flax), 1221 nucleotides long. RefSeq lists its product as uncharacterized. The record is from RefSeq and is a predicted model, not a curated record. NCBI's taxonomy places the organism in Eukaryota, Viridiplantae, Streptophyta, Magnoliopsida, Brassicales, Brassicaceae. Gene Ontology annotation, molecular function: S-adenosylmethionine-dependent methyltransferase activity.